AACUCUACUUUGGGCGGCGAGGGUCGGAACGAUGGAGGAGAAAAGCUGGGUCAAAGGAAUGAAGGGCUGCUGGAAGGGACAGGGGUGACCGGCGAAGUAGUGGAGCGAGAGGGAGAGAGCGGGCAGAGGAGGUGGCGGAAGGGGAGGGGGAGACGGAAGACGAACAAGAAGAGGAAGCAGAGGAGGAGGAAGAAGAAGAGGAGGAGGAGGAGGAGGAGGCCUGCCCCCACAGCAGCAACUGCAUCAACAGCAACUGCUGCAAUAGCCGCCACCACUGCUGCAGCAGCUGCCGCAGCAGCAGUGGAGGGAUCUCUGAGAGAGCGAGCAGGGGCAGCAAUGGACCCUGUCGAACUCUUAAAGAGUGGUGGCGAAGCUGCUGGAUUUGAUGCUGCUGGGCGUGGUGAUGCUCCGGGUGGGAUGGGGGGUGUGGUGUUGGAGGUACGGAACAACAACAGCAGCAACAGCAGGAACAGCAGGAGCAGCAGCGGCGACAGCAGCAGCAAGAGGCCACCUCCUCCCAGUGGGGCCGGCACGAGGGUCCUCAAGGACCAGAAUCAAGGCAGCACUGCUGGUCCCUCCGCUGCUGUAAAUGCUGCUGCUUCUGCUGGGGAUCAUGAUGCUGAUGCUAGUGCUGCUCCACACAGUGACACUAGUGCUAGUGCUCCUGCUCCUCCUGCUGCUGCUGCUGCUGCUCGUUGUUCGAGCUCCUCUGGAAGCACCCCACCCCCUCGCCUUGCCAGCGCAAUGCAAGCAUCCCUCGGGGCCCUGAUAGUGUCCGCAGGCGCUGUUCCGUGCCUGCUCUCGGUGGUGCGGGAGCAAGAUUCGAAGUCCAUGCUAGCAGAUGACUGCGUGCUGCUGCUCUCAUCACUGGCGUCCGUGCGGGAAGGGCAAGAGGCUAUUGUGGAGAGCGGAGGAAUUGCGGUGCUCGGGAGAGUGCUGGAGGAUGGGACUAUGCUGGGCAGGGAGAAUGCCGGGGCAGCGCUGCUGCUGCUGGCAAAGGCAGAAGCGGAGUGGUUGAGGGCUAUUGUGGCAGAAGCAGUGCUGCCGGCUCUGAUAGAGGUUGUGGAUGGGGUGGGGCAGAGCAGCCGAGCUCGGACUAAGGCUCAGGAGCUGCUGAAUCUGGUGAGAGGAGCCCAGCGGCGGUCGUUUACGGUGCUGGAUAAAGUCAAGCAGCAGCUGAAAAGCAAUCCUCAGUACACCGUGCAGAUUGACACGUCUACCCCUGCUGCAAGCUCCGGUGUUUCUUCCCCUGCUUAUCCUCCUCGUGCUGCGCACUAGACUGGAGUUUCCAAACCACAUGAAUAGCAAAGGUUGCGGCACUAGCAAUAGUGAACAUUUGUUGUAGAUCCUAACCUCGUGUCUGCUUUCCAUAUGUAGUACAAGCAGGUACACUCCAGCCGAAGGAUUAUG
Molecule: messenger RNA, 1410 nt
Organism: Closterium sp. NIES-67
Lineage: Eukaryota; Viridiplantae; Streptophyta; Zygnematophyceae; Desmidiales; Closteriaceae
Source: the annotation of a GenBank genome assembly